AUGUUUGGAUGGACAAUUCUUGGUCCAGUCGGUGGCUCAUCAUCCAGUGCACCUUCCCAUACGGGUUUCACAAUCUCAAAUGAGCAGCUACAUGACAACAUCUCCAAAUUCUGGGAAAUUCAGGAUGUCUCGUCUCAUCGGGAGGAUUCGCUCAGCGUCGAAGAAGCAGAAUGUGAAGCACAUUUCCAGAGCACACAUACUCGCGACAGUACAGGUCGGUAUGUGGUGCGCCUACCCUUCAAAUCGAAUGCUCCACAACUCGGACAAACGAAGCAUAUCGCAGAAAAAUCGCUCAAUAGGCUCAUCAAACGCAUUUCUCACCAGCCUGAGUUUUUUAAGUUGUACUCAGAUUUUCUAAAAGAGUACGAAUCGCUGGGUCACAUGAAAAAAGUCUCAGAAGAUAAGUCAUCACCUACUGAGAGCUUUUACCUUCCUCACCGCGGUGUAAUGCGUGAAGAUAGUCUCACCACGAAGCUGAGGGUCGUAUUCAACGGGUCCUGUAAAUCAAGCACAGGAAUUUCACUCAACGAUACGUUGCAUACCGGUCCGAAACUUCAGGCAGACAUUUUCGAUGUACUGCUGUAUGUAAGGCAGGACAAAUUCAUCUUUACGACGGACAUUACCAAAAUGUUCUGUCAAAUUGAUGUUCAUCCCGAUGACUGGAAGUUCCAGAGAAUAUUUUGGACGGAUGAUCAAUCAAGCACCAGCGAGCCUGCAAUGUACGAUCUUACAACCGUUACUUAUGGUACAAAGCCAGCACCAUACUUAGCAUGUCGCGUUCUUAAACAACUUCUCAGCGACGAGGGCCACAAGUUCCCGUUAGCAAUCGAACCUUUUGAAAAGGGUAGCUACAUCGACGACAUCACUGGAGGUGCUGAUACUCUCUCACGUCUCAACGAAAUCGCGUCCCAGGUUGAAGCGCUCUGUCUCACCGGGUGUUUUCCAGUAGCGAAAUGGAAAAGCAACCAUCCAUCGUUCUGUAAAGUCAACUCAUCAAGUCUCAGCAGCAAUACAUCUCACCAGUUCGAUGAGUCUACGUGUAAAAUUCUCGGAAUGUCCUGGAAAUGUUCUCUGGACAUUUUGACUUUUACAGGCCAUACGACCCAAACUUCGGCCAUCACAAAACGCAUCAUAUUGUCAGAAACAGCACAGUUGUUUGAUCCUCUUGGAUUAAUCUCACCAGUCAUUGUUCGAGCCAAAAUUCUAAUGCAGGACUUAUGGCUAGAAAAGAUUGGAUGGGGUGACCCACUAACUCCUCAGAUAACUCAUCGUUGGAAGACGUUCAGGAGAGAAUUGGUUGAUCUCGCAAACCUCAAAAUUCCACGCUGGCUAAAUCUCACAUCUGACCUCUCACAUGUCGAGAUACACGGAUUUUCAGACGCAUCACAAACUGCAAUGGCUGCAGCAGUUUACAUCAGAGUUUCUCAUCCAAAUCAGUAA
Messenger RNA from Hermetia illucens (black soldier fly), 1440 nucleotides. RefSeq lists its product as uncharacterized. The coding region runs from base 1 to 1440 and encodes 479 amino acids. The transcript has a single exon. The record is from RefSeq and is a predicted model, not a curated record. Lineage: Eukaryota; Metazoa; Arthropoda; Insecta; Diptera; Stratiomyidae.